AGAGGACGCAACCGCGCAAUCUGAGAUUGCUGCCACGCGCUGGAGACACGCAUCGCCACACACGUAGCGCUCUGGCUACAAACCCCCAACAGCGCAAAGCUCUAGCCUUUGGCCUUGAUCUCCUGCAACCGAUCGCUCCAAUUGUACAGCCCCGGCGCACACCGCUCCCACUUCAAGGAUAUGAGCAUUCCGCAGCGUCUGCAGGGCUCUGGCAAGUGCACCACAGCCACUGCAGACUCGGCAGCUUGCCGCCGCUGCCCGCCGGCGCCACGCCGCGCAACACUUGUGCAGCCACGCUGCCAGCAGCGGCCUGGGGCCCACCAGCCGGUAGACGCUGCCGACGGCGCUGAUCGCUGGCAGCAGCCGCAGCGGCGGCUGGCGGCGGCGCUGGCGGGGGUGGCUGCCACGGCGGCGCUGCUUGUGGGCACUCCUCUAGACGUCGCUAAGGCCAGGCCAGUGCUCACGCAAGACGAAAAGAACACGAUAGCCCUGUUCCAGCGCAGCAGGCCAAGCGUAGUCUACAUCACAAGCCUCACGACCCGGCGGGACGCCUUCACGCUCAACAUGCUGGAGAUUCCGCAGGGAGAGGGCUCAGGGUUUGUGUGGGACAAGCAAGGCCACAUUGUGACCAACUAUCACGUGAUCCGGGGCGCCUCCGAUGUGCUGGUGACGCUAUCAGGCGGCGAGGGGCAGCCUGCCAAGGUGGUGGGCUUCGACGAGGACAAGGAUGUGGCGGUGCUGCAGAUACAGGCUAAAGAGAUGGAGGCAAGCAGGGAGGGAGGGGGAGGGAGGGGCCCACUGACCCCGCUGCGCCUGGGCGACUCGGCAGAUCUGGAGGUGGGGCAGAAGGUCUUUGCCAUCGGCAACCCCUUCGGCCUGGACCACACGCUCACCGCAGGCAGCGGCACGGGGCGGGAAAUCAACUCUGGCAACACGGGGCGCCCCAUCCAGGAUGUGAUCCAAACCGAUGCAGCCAUCAAUCCAGGCCACGGUGGGCCGUUGCUGGACAGCAGUGGCAGCAUGAUUGGCAUCAACACAGCCAUCUAUAGCCAGUCAGGUGCGCGGAACAGCGCGGGCGUGGGCUUUGCCAUCCCUGUGGACGUGGUGAAGAGCAGCAUCAUCAAGUACGGCAAGGUGGUGCGGCCCAUCAUGGGCAUCAGCUUUGCGCCAGACCAGUCGGUGGAGCAGCUGGGGGUGAACGGCGUGCUGGUUCUCAACGCACGGGACGGCGGGCCUGCUGCCAAGGCCGGCGUGCGGGGCUCGACGCGGGAUGAGUACGGCCGGCUGGUGCUGGGCGACAUCAUUCUGGCCAUCGACGGCAAGCGCAUCAACACCGCCUCAGACCUGUACCGCAUCCUGGACAAGUGCUCGGUGGGGGACAAGCUGGAUGUGGAGGUGCUGCGGGCGGAUGCUACCGAGCACCUGACCAUCACGCUGGAGGCAAGCGCCUGACCGCGCUGCAGCCAGCAGGCGGAGGCCAGCGCCUGAGCCAGGCAGCAGCCGGCCCUACCAUAGGAUGCGCCCUACCAUAGCUGAGCCAGCAGGCACGGGUGCCAGGUGGCGGCCAGCGGACCGCAUCGGCAUGCCGUCCUGCCGCGACUGCCGGCACCAGCAGGGCAGCCCAGCCCUGUAGCCCAGCCCUGUGAAAUGUACUAACGCUUCACUCCACGUAUUGGAUGCGUGCCAGCCUUAAAUUAUCCUGCUCAGCAUUCAUAAUUCGUGCGGCGGAUGUGACCCGCAAGGAGGUCUAUUACCCUGUGGACCAGCGCAUCAAGCUGCGGGUGGAUCCAGACCUGCAGGAGCUGUGGCUGUCGAUUGGGGUGCAGCUGCCGGAUGAGGAGGAUGAGCUGCAGGAGGCACUGCAGCAGAUAGGCCUCAAGCCCGCGCCGCGGCAGGUUCUGGAGAAGCGCGAGGCGCGGGAGAAAAAGCGCAAGGCGCGCAAGGUGCGGCGCCUCACCAAGGUCACCAACAUGCACCUGAAGCACCUGCUGGACGGGGACGCGCCCUCCAACAUCGAGACGGCGUGAGGGCGGGGAGGGCAGCAGAGAGCAGGAAACGAGAGACAGCCUCCAGCUGGUUGUUGCGCUGGCCUAGCGGCAGGGCACAACGCGUCUUAUUUGCGGGGACCACCUGCCUCGCGUUUUCCUGUCUGCCGUCCCCCUGGGAACCGCUGUCACAUUGCUAGCCUCCCAGCCUCGAAUCCCUUUGCCCAACGCAUGCAUGCGUCACAGUGGAUGGAACAGAUCAGGGCGCGAA
Chlorella variabilis is the source of this 2256-nucleotide messenger RNA. RefSeq lists its product as hypothetical. The coding region runs from base 181 to 1452 and encodes 423 amino acids. The transcript is spliced from 15 exons. Gene Ontology annotation, molecular function: protein binding; serine-type endopeptidase activity. Lineage: Eukaryota; Viridiplantae; Chlorophyta; Trebouxiophyceae; Chlorellales; Chlorellaceae. The record is from RefSeq and is a predicted model, not a curated record. Gene Ontology annotation, biological process: proteolysis.